AGCGUGCAAGACAAGCAGAGCAAGAGACGACAGACAGACAUACAGACAUCAUCAUCAUCAUCAUCAUCAUUGCGCUGUGGACGUUGACUCCAACAGUUUCGUCGUUACACUUGUUCAAGUCAAAACUCGGUUCAACUCUAAAACAUCACUUGUCACGAUUCAAGCUCGCUGCUGCUUCUGAUAUAUAUACAUAUAUAUAUACACUUUGUAUAUAUCCGCAGCCAUGGCCCCUAUCCCGUUUCACCUCGAGCCCAAGUCCUUCACUCCCCCGACCAAGACGCGGCCCAUGCGCAUCAUCUUCGUGAGCGGCAGCGGGCGCAAGUCGAACCCCAUCUUCCCGGCGACGUUUCUGCGGCUGUCGUACCGCUUCGCCGACGUCAAGCUCUGUAACGAGGAUGACGACGACGAAGAUGACAGUGGCGUCGAGGUCUUCAGCCCAGACGUUAUCGUCCCGCGCGAGAUGAUGCUCGUGGAGAGGUACGACGACGAUGACAGCAACAACAGCAACAAUGACGACGACGACAUCAACGACAACAACAACCAGGACGGAGGGUCCGACGACGACAAUGACAGCAGCAGCAGGGACAGUCGCCGCGGCGGUGGCCCGUCGCCGCUGGCCCUGUACGCCAUCGAGGUGCCUCGCGACCACAUCCCCCACGUGCCGAGCUGCAAGCCCGAGGACGCCCACGCGGACGUGACGCUCUACGCGUGGCGCCAGGACAGGUACCUGGGGCAGUGGGCGGUCGGGCGGAUCAAGGGGCUGGGCCACGGGGCGAAGAAGGUGACGGUGGUGCGGCGGCAGGCACAGGCACAGGCACAGCAGAAGCAGCAGAAGCAGCAGGGACGACGGCCGAGCAGCGAUGAGGGCGAGUGGGAGCGCGUCUGAGUCAGUUCAGAGUCAGAGGCGUGUAUACUCUAAAAGAAGGUAGG
This is a messenger RNA of Purpureocillium takamizusanense, 930 nucleotides long. RefSeq lists its product as uncharacterized. NCBI's taxonomy places the organism in Eukaryota, Fungi, Ascomycota, Sordariomycetes, Hypocreales, Ophiocordycipitaceae. The transcript has a single exon. Bases 224 to 886 code for a protein of 220 amino acids. The record is from RefSeq and is a predicted model, not a curated record.